Dentiscutata erythropus is the source of this 684-nucleotide messenger RNA. The record is from the annotation of a GenBank genome assembly. Lineage: Eukaryota; Fungi; Glomeromycota; Glomeromycetes; Diversisporales; Gigasporaceae.
AUGAGUUCUGGCUAUGAAGAUUGUAAAUGUGGAAAACCAAGAACCGACAAUAAGUGGUGCCAGUCGUGUAGUUCAGAUUACUUUAAAAAACAAUUCGGCAAGUGGACAAGUGGUAAUAAAGCCGUUGAUAAAUUUAUCCAAGAUACCCAACUUAAUGCUAAGAGUAGUGAUCAAGUUUUAGAAUUGGUUUCAUUUGAAAAAGAAAUCUUUGAUGUUGAACAUCUUGCUGUUGGUGGUUAUGGGACCGUAUAUAAAGCUAAAUGGAUGAGCGGUCCUAUUAAAUAUUAUGACGUUUCUACUCAAAGAUUGUGCAGGUCUGGCAAGUCUGGCGGGACUGAUAUUAUCCUUAAAGGUUUAAAAGAUUCAAAGAAUGUGAAUGAAGAAUUUUUUGAAGAGGUAUUUAAUUUAAUUAUUGUUAAUAGAGGUCGCCCAGAUAUUUACGAAAACAUAACUCCAAAAAUCAUUAUUGAUUUAAUUAAUAGUUGCUGGAAUGAAAACCCAAAAGAUCGACCAAAGGCUAUUGAUUUGCGUAAUAAGCUUUCUAAAUAUAAAGAAACAUGGACUGAAAUUGACGAAAAUCAGAAUUUUGAAAUACUUCCAACAGAAGCCCCUUUAAAUUACAAGAUAUCUGAACAAGCAAGCUAUAUUAGUAGACUAUUGCCAACGUACCAGAUUAAUCAAUAA